This is a messenger RNA of Selaginella moellendorffii, 2551 nucleotides long. RefSeq names its product phosphate transporter PHO1-like. Gene Ontology annotation, molecular function: inositol hexakisphosphate binding. Bases 320 to 2395 code for a protein of 691 amino acids. NCBI's taxonomy places the organism in Eukaryota, Viridiplantae, Streptophyta, Lycopodiopsida, Selaginellales, Selaginellaceae. Gene Ontology annotation, biological process: phosphate ion transport; cellular response to phosphate starvation. The record is from RefSeq and is a predicted model, not a curated record. The transcript has 15 exons. Gene Ontology annotation, cellular component: plasma membrane; cytoplasm; Golgi apparatus.
GGCGAAUGCGAUACUUUGUCUUCUUAGAAUCGGGAAUUUCGAGUACGAAGCUUCAACCGCCACUAUCCAACUGACGUUGGCGCACAAUGAAAUUAUAUACACUCCGAUCCGGGAUUGUUUCUGCACCUUCGGCCGCCAGAGAUUCUAGUCGAUAAUGGCCGAGAACGACUCUGCUGUACCACAACAAAGAGGAUGCUGUGGCAUGGAGAUGCCACCACUUCCAAAUUUGAGUGGUCAGCGAGUAUAAAAACCAAGCACGGCACUGUAAAGGCGCGUUUCUUCUUUCCCAUUUUUAGUGUCCCAUCUCUGAGGGCCGCAAAUGAAGUUUCAGAAGCACCUCGAAUGGCAUCGAGUUCCAGAUUGGCGCGAUUCAUAUUUCAACUACAAGCAGCUCAAGAAAGAUCUAAAGAAAGUCAAGCACGAUCAUCAAGCUGCCACGAGGGUAAAGAUUGAUGUUGAUACAGUAAACAGGAUUCAAGAGCUAGGGAGCCUGUUUGGAGAGUCGUCGCGUUCUCCUAGUCAGGGCUCGAGGCUGAGGAGUUUAUUUGGAAGCUCGUCGGUUGCCGACAGCUGGGUCGAAGAAAGCAACGAUUUCAUGGUAGUACACAAGAAAAGCCUUCGGACUUAUGUCCAGGACGAGGUUGUGUACGAGACUGAGCUGCGUGGACCUUCCUCCGAUGCGGAAUAUGUGAGACUGUUUUUCGCGAAGCUGGACUCUCAACUCAACAACAUUAACUAUUUCUACAAGCAUAAAGAGAACGAGUAUGUCUCUCAUGCUCGACAGCUACAAAGUCAGCUUGAGCUUCUCUUUGAAAAUCAAGGAUCCUCCAAAGAUGGCGGUGAGGUCUUUGCGGGAACAAAUCCUGCUCAGGCGGCGAAGCUUUUGCGAGCUGGAUUUAUCGAGUUUUAUAGAAGCCUUGGCCAUCUCAAGAAUUAUAGCGCACUGAACAGAAUGGCUUUCGGCAAAAUUCUGAAAAAACACGAUAAGGUUACAGGCAAAUGUGCGUCAGAAACAUAUCUGCGAGCUGUUAAUAUGUCGCAUUUCUCAACUUCUGAUAAGAUCCUCCGAAUGAUGGAACAAGUGAUGUCCAUGUUUACAGACUAUUUUCUAAAAGGAAAUCGAAGGAAGGCUUUAGCCUGUAUGCAACCGAUGAGGCAACCAUCCUCGAAUCUAAACUUCGUUCUUGGGCUAUUCACGGGCUGUUCUUUCAGUCUUAUCGUCACGUUCGUUCUACUCCUGACACUACCACACAACCACAAGUUUCCUAGCGUCCAAAUUGCCUUCCCAAUGUUCAGCACACUUGUAUUGUUCUUGCUACACAUGUAUGUGUAUGCUUGCAACAUCUACAUUUGGAGAAAAUCCAGGAUCAACUAUGCAUAUAUUUUCGAGUUUGAACCUCGGUCGCAGCUUAAAUACCAAGACGUGCUGCUGCUGAGCACGUUGAUCACAAUGCUUUUGAUUGCGGCCAUGGUUUUUUAUCUUGUUCUGUAUACGAUCCCCACUACGUCAGACAAGUUUCGUGAGUUUGUUCCGCUCGGAGCUCUUUUGGUGUGGAUCGGAGUUCUCGUUCUUCCUUUCAAUGUCUUUUACAAACCGGCAAGGUCGGGUCUUUUCUAUUCUCUCUUGCGGAUCAUGGUUGCACCUCUAUUCAAGGUUGAGCUUGCGGAUUUCUUCCUUGCGGACCAACUUACAAGCCAGGUCACUGCUCUAAAGAACCUCGGGUUUACUCUCUGCUACUACGGUGGAAACAACUACGAAUCCAGCAAUGGAGAGUCUUGCACCUCCAAGUUUGCGCUGCAGUACCCUCUCGUGGUGAUAGCAUACUGGUGGCGUCUUAUGCAGAGCUUGAGAAGAUGGGUGGACCUGCGGGAUCCCGUUCAUCUUGCAAACGCCGGCAAGUACCUGAGCGCUAUUGUUGCGAUGGUUAUGAAAAUCACGUACAAGUGGAGUGGAACAGCGGCAUGGAAAUCCAUGUUUGUGCUGUCUUCGCUCUGUGCUACUGCUUAUCAGCUCUACUGGGACCUUGUCAUGGACUGGGGGCUUUUACAAAAAAAGGCAUCGAACCGGUGGCUUCGGGACAAGCUCAUGUUUGAGCGCAAGUCACUCUACUACAGUUGCAUGCUUAUAAACACACUGCUCAGGUUGCUGUGGUUAUUCUCGCUAUUCCACCUGGAGUUGGGUGCGACUAAAAGCUUCGGUUUGGAAUUCAUCUUGGCAGCCUUUGAGAUUUGUAGGCGGGGAAUGUGGAACGUAUUCCGCUUGGAGAACGAGCAUGUUAACAACGUUGGUAAAUACCGCGCAAUCAAAGUUGUUCCACUGCCAUUUGAAGAAAGGGACUACGCAUAUGUUGGUAGCCCCGAAACGAGCUCCGCGAGAGUGGUGAAAGACGCAUAGCUUAGAAAAGCUUAAUGCAAUUUCCAAGCUCGCCUUUGAGUUGUAUAAGUCUCAAAUCCCCGUCCACAACCAUCUUCUCUAGCAGUAAGAAAGAAGAAAACCAUGUUUCUUGCUCUACUCUAGGAAAACGAAGCUCCAGAAACUUUUCGACUGUCA